UGGCACACACUGGAUGAAUCAACAUUGUUUCCACAAUAUUUCAACAAAAUUGCGUUGAACCAAUGUGGAAUAGACAUUGAAUUGACGUAUGUGCCCAGUGAGUAGUGUAUGGUGAGAAACUUGUUGUGCAGAGACACUCUGACAGAGAGAGAAGCAAAGGAGAGAGUGAGGGAGAGGACAAUGGUUAAAAUGGCUGUUUUGGGACUGCUUGGGUCCCUUUUAUAUCUGCUAACAGGUGUCAGUGGAGAAACUCUCUCUAUGUUCUCCAGAGAGGGAGAUGAUGUCAGUCUGCCGUGUAACAAUGUGGUUAAUCCAGACUGUUCCUCAACUGUAUGGACCUAUAACAGAGAUGUAUCUACUGGUACUAUUGAAGUAGUUGAAUUUGGGAAGAUCAAAGUUGAGAUGAUAGAGAGAGCAGACAGACUGAGUUUGGGGUCUGACUGUUCUCUACAUGUUAGUGAUGUCAGAGCUGAGGAUGCUGGACUCUACACUUGUCGACAGUUCCUUAUCUCCUCUACCCCACCAGUGACAGAUCUGAAGCCUAUGACGUUACGGUGUUCUCUGCUCACCUAUGAGGGACAUGAAAGGUACAACUCAGGAGUUAGUCUCAGCUUGGUGCCUGAAACAGGUACUAAUACCCAGGUCACACAAUAUUCUCCCUGUGACAUCACUCUGACUGUGACACUCCAGAGGGAGGACAACAACAGGAAGUGGACGUGCACGCUGACUGAAAAGGGAAACGUGAAGAUCUCCAUUGACUUCACCUCCACAUUCUCAG
Molecule: messenger RNA, 778 nt
Organism: Salvelinus namaycush (lake trout)
Lineage: Eukaryota; Metazoa; Chordata; Actinopteri; Salmoniformes; Salmonidae
Exons: 3
Biological process (GO): positive regulation of ERK1 and ERK2 cascade; interleukin-15-mediated signaling pathway; T cell activation
Cellular component (GO): external side of plasma membrane; membrane raft
Molecular function (GO): protein tyrosine kinase binding; MHC class II protein binding
Source: RefSeq, a predicted model, not a curated record